Penicillium coprophilum is the source of this 471-nucleotide messenger RNA. RefSeq lists its product as uncharacterized. Bases 1 to 471 code for a protein of 156 amino acids. The transcript has a single exon. NCBI's taxonomy places the organism in Eukaryota, Fungi, Ascomycota, Eurotiomycetes, Eurotiales, Aspergillaceae. The record is from RefSeq and is a predicted model, not a curated record.
AUGGACUCGAAUCUGCGGACAACCUACCCUCAAGCACCUCUCCAAUCUACCUUCCAUACCUCUUCCUCGACCCUCGACCCUUCUACUGGACACUCCACCAUGGCCCCGGCUCAAAGUACUCUAGAGGCCGCGUCAGAUGCCACUAGGCAGGUGUUCACGCCCUCGCUACAAACUGCCUGUUCCCCGCAGACCUCCGCCCCUCCCAUGCAACCCUUGUCACAAGCAUUUGGCAACGCAUCCAACCCGAAUCCCCUUCCCAUCGCCCCCGCAGCCAACACCCAUGCAGUAUUACCUAUGAAUGCAGCCCCCGCUCCGGCACCCACCUCCGAUGCCUAUCCCCACCAGAUCAAUGGCCUCGGGGGUCCGACUGCCACAGCACCCUUUUUGCAGGAUUUCAAUCUCGUUGCCGAGGCAGCCAAGCGCGCUCAGAUGGGUAUUGUCAUGCGUGAUCUCGAAAGUGUCACUCUGUGA